Molecule: messenger RNA, 2004 nt
Organism: Danaus chrysippus (African queen)
Lineage: Eukaryota; Metazoa; Arthropoda; Insecta; Lepidoptera; Nymphalidae
Source: the annotation of a GenBank genome assembly
AUGUUCUUCACGUUCUCACCUUCGUAUAUCACGUCUGUAAGAGCUACCAAAGCCCCUAAAAUGAGUGUUUAUUGCUGGUCCUUCAAGCCGGACUCUAGUGAAUUUCUAAGGACUACUCAAACAAAAUUGCGCUUUUUGUCUUUCUUUCGGGAUGGUCGUAAAUUUAUUGUUUCGAGAGGUUCAGGUGCGUGGCUAACGGGUUUAUCCAGUCGUAACUCUUGCUCGGGUCGCUUCGAGUAUCCAACAAGGAUUUGUGCAAUUUGUAGCUGGAGCUUGCGUGUUCUCCUGAGGCUAUUUGUAGAACCGCCAUUAACUUACGUGGCGUCUGAAUUAUUUAAUAGACACGUAGCUGAAAAGGCCAGCGCAGUACCCGGAAAUACAGGUGAGGAUAAUUUAAUAAAUUUGGUUGCAGUAUCGGAACAAGGACCCCACGAAAAGCGUCUUUUGAACGCACUGCUCAAUUCCUACAACACUCUGGAGCGACCAGUCGCCAACGAGAGUGAACCGCUGGAGGUCAAAUUUGGGCUCACACUCCAACAAAUCAUUGACGUGGACGAGAAAAAUCAAAUCCUGACCACAAACGUCUGGCUUAACUUGGACGAGAAGAAUCAACUACUUAUAACCAAUAUAUGGCUGUCAUUGGAAUGGAAUGACUACAACCUGAGGUGGAACGACAGUGACUAUGGUGGAGUCAAGGAUCUACGCAUCACACCCAACAAACUAUGGAAACCAGACGUUCUCAUGUACAACAGUGCUGACGAGGGUUUUGAUGGGACGUACCAGACGAACGUGGUGGUCAGAAACAACGGCAGUUGUCUGUACGUACCACCCGGCAUUUUCAAGAGCACAUGCAAGAUAGACAUCACCUGGUUUCCCUUCGAUGACCAACAUUGCGACAUGAAGUUCGGUAGCUGGACUUACGACGGCAACCAGUUGGAUCUGGUUUUAAAGGAUGAGGCUGGUGGUGACCUGUCCGACUUUAUUACAAACGGCGAGUGGUAUUUAAUAGGUAUGCCGGGAAAGAAAAACACUAUAACAUACGCGUGUUGUCCUGAACCAUACGUAGACGUGACAUUUACAAUCAUGAUAAGAAGACGGACGCUGUACUAUUUCUUCAAUCUGAUUGUUCCUUGUGUUCUUAUAUCAUCAAUGGCACUACUCGGCUUCACACUGCCACCGGAUUCCGGAGAAAAAUUAACACUAGGAGUCACUAUACUUCUAUCGCUGACGGUGUUUCUGAACCUGGUUGCUGAGACCCUGCCACAGGUCUCCGACGCAAUCCCCCUGUUAGGUGUUACAAUUCUCCUGUCGCAAACUGUUUUCUCUCUAUUGGUGGGGCACGUUAUCACUAAAACCUCUGAGGCGAUCCCCCUAAUAGGAACUUACUUCAAUUGCAUCAUGUUUAUGGUGGCUUCAUCUGUGGUCUUGACUGUAGUCGUGUUAAACUACCAUCACAGAACAGCAGAUAUACACGAAAUGCCACAAUGGAUAAAAACAGUGUUCCUACAAUGGCUGCCGUGGAUUUUACGUAUGUCAAGGCCGGGGAAGAAAAUAACGAGGAAAACAAUAAUGAUGUCGAACAGAAUGAGAGAAUUGGAGUUGAAAGAGCGCUCGUCUAAAUCAUUGUUGGCGAAUGUUCUGGAUAUAGACGAUGACUUCCGACAUGUGCCGCCACCACCUAAUAGUACUGCGUCUACCGGGAAUCUUGGACCAGGAUGUUCAAUAUUUAGAACGGACUUUCGGCGUUCGUUCGUGAGGCCGUCUACAAUGGAAGACGUGGGCGGCGGUCUCGGAAGCCACCAUCGGGAGCUCCACUUAAUAUUAAGGGAAUUGCAGUUCAUCACAGCGAGGAUGAAGAAGGCUGAUGAUGAAGCUGAACUGAUCAGCGAUUGGAAAUUCGCAGCGAUGGUUGUAGACAGGUUCUGUCUGUUCGUGUUCACAUUAUUCACUAUCAUCGCGACAGUGGCCGUGCUUCUGUCCGCUCCCCAUAUCAUCGUACAGUGA